CCAGCCAGCCUCGCUGUUUUUGCCCCACACGUUCACAAGCCAGACAACGGCGGCGACGACCAAGAACACAAGACUCCAGAGAGAAUUCUUCGUCCCUCCUCGUCUUCUUCUUCCUCCCCACUUGCGCGGCCAGGCCAGGGGCAUCCACCACCCCUUCUCUUCUCCUCUGUCAUGAGUAGGUGAGAGAGGUGUGAGCCAGAGACCAGCCGUCCCGUCGCCGUCGCCGUCGGGACCUCCAUCCCUCCCAACCCAGCUUUGACUGGACCGGCCCGCCCCUUUCCUUCCGCCGUCAGCACUUCGGGCCAACUAUCCCCUCCGCUCCGCUGCUUCCGCGCGCGUGCGUGCGCCUAUCAUCGCCCUCCUCCCCCCCUUUCCCCGUCCCUUCCCUCCCUGCCCGGAUCGGACCCCACCUCCGCCUCCCAGGACCACUGCUCUGCUCCUGCUGGGAUCUCCCCUCGUCGCCGGCAACCGCGCCGCACCGCACCCAAGCAGCAGCAGCAGCGAUGAGGUGCCUGCCGUUCCUGCACGGCGGGGACGCCAAGGACGACGACCGGCGCACGGGCCCCAGCGCCGGCAUGUCGGCCUCGGUGCGCUCCUUCAGCACCGAGGAGUCCACGGAGCGCGGCGACCCGCGCUCCGGCUCCGACCUCAACUCCAUCAACGUCUCCGACAUGAGCGCCGAGUCCAUCCGCCGGACGCAGUACCCCAGCUUCACCGACCGCCCCGCCAACCUCCGGGUCUUCACCUUCCCCGAGCUCAAGGCCGCCACCCGCAACUUCAGCCGCUCCCUCAUGGUCGGCGAGGGCGGCUUCGGCUGCGUCUACAGGGGCGUCAUCAAGGGCUCCGACGACCCCACCGAGCGCGUCGAGAUCGCCGUCAAGCAGCUGAACCGCAAGGGAGUCCAGGGGCAGAAGGAGUGGUUAACAGAAAUGAACGUGCUUGGGAUUGUUGAGCACCCAAACCUUGUCAAACUGAUAGGUUACUGUGCGGACGACGAUGAGCGGGGAAUGCAGCGGCUUCUGGUAUACGAAUACAUGCCCAACGGAAGCGUGGAUGACCACUUGGCAAGUAGGUCAACCUCAACUCUGUCAUGGCCAAUGAGACUGAAAGUAGCUCUUGAUGCUGCUCGUGGACUCAAGUAUCUGCACGAGGAGAUGGACUUUCAGGUUAUUUUCCGAGACCUGAAGACAUCUAACAUUCUAUUAGAUGAGAACUGGAAUGCAAAAUUAUCAGACUUCGGAUUGGCUAGGCAUGGACCACAGGAAGGGCUAUCCCAUGUCUCCACAGCGGUUGUUGGAACUCUAGGAUACGCCGCGCCGGAGUACAUGCAAACCGGGCGCCUCACCGCAAAAAGUGACAUAUGGGGCUACGGCGUGCUCCUCUACGAGCUCAUCACCGGCCGGCGUCCCAUCGACCGGAACCGCCCAAAGGGCGAGCAGAAGCUCCUGGACUGGGUGAAACCGUACAUCUCCGACGUCAAGCGGUUCCCCAUCAUCGUCGACCCGCGGCUCGAGGGACACUACAACCUCAAGUCCAUGACGAGGCUGGCCGGCGUGGCAAACCGCUGCCUCCUGCGGCUACCAAAGACGCGCCCGAAGAUGAGCGAGGUGUACGAGAUGGUCCAGAAGAUCGUCGACAGCGUCGAGAUCGGCCCACCGGAGCCUCCCCUGCACUACCACGGCUCGGUGUCCGGACCGGGCGCAAAGCGGACCAAGAAAGGGUCGCUGAAGAGGAGGCUCCAGGAGUUCAAGUUCGGGUGCCGACAGAUCGUGUGGCGGGGCUGGAAACCUGAGAUCAUAAAGACCUGCUGAAAUGGAUGCCACCCUCCUCCUGCCUGUGACUGGAAUGAUUCAGAUUCAAGCAAGAUGUGACCUGAACCUAAUGGAUUUCUGUCCACCAAUCGGAGGAUGCGCCUUAUCGGGAGCUCGAUGCGGAAUGAUCUGAAUAUCUGAUGCUGGGUGGUACAGGUACAUUCCUGCCGGCCAUCCUUUUUGCUCAGAUAAGACCCAGACCCAGAUGCUCACAUCAGAAAGAGACCCCUUUGUACAACUGGGAGAAUUUCUUGGUGCUAGCACAUACUCCCUCCGUUCGGAAUUACUUGUCUUGAAAAUGAAUGUAUCUAGAACUAAAAUACGUCUAGAUACAUCCAUUUCUGCGACAAGUAAUUCCGAACGGAGGGAGUACAUAGGAUAGGGGAGGCUACAAGUCAGCUCGACUUUUCGAUCGAACGGUCUGCGUGAUCGAUCAUUUGUUACCAUAGAUGAUGAUCAAAUCUUCACCACCGCAAAUUUUUGCCGGAGAAGAAAAGAGGUCCCGGUGCUGGUCUCAUUCUGCUGUUCCCCUGUUGCUGUAGCCUGUAGAUUGUGCUGUUGGCUGGAGGCAGAGAAAUUCUGUUACUUUCUGCACAGCGAACACUUUCCAUUCCAUCAUCAAACAUCUUCCUCCCCAACUUACUUUCUCCGGUGAUAUGGUGCAUGUGGGUGGAGCAGAAUUGGAGGCAGAUCUUCCUGUGGUGGGCAGCAACUGUGGGGCUCCUUUCGGCUUCGACGAAUCGGACCGGUCGGUCGUCCGAUUCGCCUGUCGACGAAGAAUCAGAAUAGAUGGAAGCCUGGCCUUUCUCCCCCCUCCUUGCUGUGAGGUGAUGUCCCUCUCGUCUCCCCUGACAUCUCAUAUGCCUGCCCUGUCAAGGCCAUCACCAUUCCUGGUGCCCAUCAUCUUCAGAGAUUAGCACAUGGUUUGUGUGACGACGGUGCAUCGUCUUCAGAAAACCAGGUGCAGAGUAUGUGUGACAUGUGGAGCAGAUGGUGAUCUGCCCAACCUGCCACAUGGUUUGCCAUUUGCAGCCACUGCUUUGCCAAUAGCUACUGACGGCGAGGGCUACCUGCCGAGAAAUCCGGCAGCAUUCAUGCAGCUCCUUUCCUCACUAGUUUAUGGCUUUUCUUCCCUCGCGGAAAGUUUCAGAGUUAAAAAUCGUCCAGAGGUCACCAAAUUUGUUAGGUUCUGAAGAAAGUGAGAAAUUUUCCGGUUCUCGGUCCAAUCGCCGCCGCCCCGUCCCCCAACGCCGGCCGUUUCUCGUCGACGUCGUCGCCGUCAUCGGCUUUGGAUGUUUCUUCAUGUUAUUAAUGCAAUAUAUACUUUUCCUUUUCCUCAUUUUUUCAUUCUGAACCGAAAACCUGUCACAUUGACAUGAACAAUGAGGCCCCUCUCACCGAGCAUUUAGGAACGGGACGGGCGAUGACUGAUGCCGGCCGUGUCGGAUCCAAGUCACCCUGACUAAGAUCGGUCGCUGUGUGACCCUACGUUCAUUAAUCAAUUAGCUUCAUUA
Triticum aestivum (bread wheat) is the source of this 3325-nucleotide messenger RNA. RefSeq names its product serine/threonine-protein kinase PCRK1. The transcript has 6 exons. Gene Ontology annotation, biological process: protein phosphorylation. The coding region runs from base 504 to 1811 and encodes 435 amino acids. NCBI's taxonomy places the organism in Eukaryota, Viridiplantae, Streptophyta, Magnoliopsida, Poales, Poaceae. Gene Ontology annotation, molecular function: ATP binding; protein kinase activity. The record is from RefSeq and is a predicted model, not a curated record.